AUGGUGGUAGAAGAAAGAAGAUUGUUGGAAGAGAGCAAGAGAGGCAACAGGCCUCACAUCAGCACACCUGAGGCGUUGUCGAUGUCAGGAGCGAACAGCCCGGUAGCACUCCCAUCGUCAGUCGCUGUGAUGAACACCGAGAGCAACCCCAACGGUGUGUUUGUGACUCCAGGGAAGUCAGGACGACGACCCGACACAGACAUUCGAGCCCACGUCAUUCCGAUCUCCAAGAUGGUGCGAGCCUCGGACGGGAGUGAGAUCGUGAAGCAGGGGCACAAGUGUGUCUUCUGCCAGGGGAACAGCCCUGGCGGGGAGCGAUGGGCCUCUAUCUUUCCUGCCUCGCGAUGGAUCGAACAUUUCGCGAAGCAGUGCACGGAGAUCCCGUCGGAGGUGAAGGACUCAGUCAUCAUGAAGCACCCCAACGUCCUCCUGCCGAAGCCAGCUGCGAAGCGAUGCUCCUCCGACAUGCAUCCGGGAUCGCCCAAGAAAGGAAAGGGCGGAAGGUCCUCGAUACUCGACAUGAAGUCUCAUGUGGUGGAGAUCAGCACCAAAGUGCAGAAGCCUGACGGCUCGUUCGAAGUCAAGGCCGGCCACAAAUGUGCUUUCUGUGAAGGAAACAGUGAAGGAGGCGUGCGGUGGGCGGCAGUCUUUCCGACGACUCGUUGGGUCGAGCAUUUCUGUCGGCAAUGCACGCAGAUACCAGCGGACAUCAAGGAGGCGAUCAUCCAGGGGUUUCCGAGGCGGACCAAAGGGAUGCCCAUGGACAACCUCAACGACAUGUCGCAGGAGGCGCUGGAUGGCAAUCAGAAUGGAAGCUCGAAGAAGCCCAAGAAGUUCCUCUGCUCCGAGUGUGCCAACAUCAGGGAGCUGACAUCGCGAUCAUUCAAGAAGCGAUCCAAGACGCAGAAAGCCGGGUAUCAUCUGCUACGGAUGCAAGUGAGAGAGACUACUGGAGGGAAAAGGAGAUUCUACUUCGACGAGAGAAAGUACAGCUGA
Messenger RNA from Guillardia theta CCMP2712, 996 nucleotides. RefSeq lists its product as hypothetical. The transcript has 4 exons. Lineage: Eukaryota; Cryptophyceae; Pyrenomonadales; Geminigeraceae. The record is from RefSeq and is a predicted model, not a curated record. Bases 1 to 996 code for a protein of 331 amino acids.